AAAAAUGAUGAUAAUAUAAAUCCCAAAGACAAAACAAUAAUUGUUAUAGGUGCUGGAAUUUCGGGACUUGCAGCUUCUAAAAAAUUAAAAGAAAUCGGGUUUAAUGUUAUUGUUUUAGAAGCUCAGGAUAAAGUUGGAGGAAGAUUAAAAACGAAUAGAAGUUUAGGAAUUGCAUUUGAUGAAGGUGCAAGUUGGAUACAUGGUAUUGAUGGAAAUCCCAUUACAUCUUUAGCUCAAGAAGCUGGUAUGACAACCUUUGAAACCAUAGAUGAUCAGGCAGAAUCUUGUUAUGAUAUUGGUGAUUACUCGAAUGAUAAAAUUAAAAUUACGCAUAAUAGCAUAGAAAGUGAAGCCGACUAUGUUUUAGUAACUGUCCCACUUGGAGUAUUAAAAGCAAAUACAAUACAAUUUAUUCCUGCUUUGCCUACAGUUAAACAAACAGCAAUUCAAAAAAUAGGAAUGAAUUGUGUAAAUAAAUUUAUUCUAACUUGGAAUACACCUUUUUGGGAUAAUACUCAAUACAUUGUUUAUACUCCAGAAAUAAAAGAUAAAUUUAAUUACUUUGUAAACGUAAAUAAAUUUAAUCCUACUGCAAAUGCACUCAUGACUUUUGCUUAUGCCGAUUAUGCACGUCUAACAGAAACAAUGACGGAUGCACAAAUUAUUAAUGAAAUAAUGGUGCACUUAAAAGAUAUUUAUGGAAAUAACAUUCCUAAUCCAACAAAUAUUUUACGAACAAAAUGGCAAAAUAACGAAAACAGUUUUGGUGCAUAUUCUUACACAGCAGUAGGUGAACAUACAAAUGUUGAUUAUUUUUCUACUGCACAUGGCGCCUAUUUAAGUGGAUUAAGAGAAGCUGAUAAAAUUAUUGCAUUGCUU
Darwinula stevensoni is the source of this 879-nucleotide messenger RNA. NCBI's taxonomy places the organism in Eukaryota, Metazoa, Arthropoda, Ostracoda, Podocopida, Darwinulidae. The record is from the annotation of a GenBank genome assembly.